Messenger RNA from Lucilia sericata (common green bottle fly), 797 nucleotides. RefSeq lists its product as uncharacterized. The transcript has a single exon. The record is from RefSeq and is a predicted model, not a curated record. NCBI's taxonomy places the organism in Eukaryota, Metazoa, Arthropoda, Insecta, Diptera, Calliphoridae. The coding region runs from base 135 to 764 and encodes 209 amino acids.
UUUGAAAUUAGAAGAAAAAGUCAAAAUAAAAAUUGUAAAUUUUAAAAAUUCUAAAAACAAAUUUAAUAAAAAAUUUAAUUUUCGGCAAUUUUUUUCUAAAUUCCUGGUUUGAUUUCCUUUAAUUGCUUGCAAAAAUGAUAGAUACUAUUUUGGAUACCGUUUUCAAUGGUCUGCUAAUAGGCACCUCCGGUUACGCCAUGUUCGCGGUAAAUCCUGUGGAUCAUCCAUUUGCCUUUGCCGCCUGUGCUGUUGGAUUUUGUCAUGGUUGUACGGGUAUUUAUACCCGUUUCUUCGAUAGUUCUUGUGGCGCUGAAGGCUCUGAAGGAAAAUGUAGAAAUCGUGUUAAGAAACUAACUAGCAGUUGUAUGGAAAUUAUAACGGUACCCUUGGCUAAUAUGGAUCUCUAUAGAAGUUCUCAGCAGACUAAUGCUUUAGCCUUGGGUCAUGGUUUAUUUAUUAUACCAUUGGCCUUUGAUUUGACGUUGAAAUACCUUGCUACGGAAGGAGAUGAGGGUGAAUCUACUGCCAUUUUAAAAGAUCUAACUGUAUUGGGGAAUAUUGUUUCCCUAUUAUUUUUCGCGGUAAACGAAAAUAAUCUUCCCGCCGGCUUAAUGGCUCUAUCGGCAUUUUUUUCCUACUCGGGUUCAAUGGUAAUGGAAUAUAUGUUGAAUGGAACUGAGGAGAAUUCUAGUUUAGCAGGUUAUGCUUUAUUCUUUGCUUUCAUGCCUUCAGCUUUAAGCGCUGGUGCUGAAGUAGCGACAUGAAAUAAUGUACAUGUUUUGGAAUAUUCUGUUUAA